This is a messenger RNA of Ceratitis capitata (Mediterranean fruit fly), 2174 nucleotides long. It is a transcript of the gene abo, whose product is annotated as DET1 homolog. Gene Ontology annotation, cellular component: cullin-RING ubiquitin ligase complex; nucleus. The record is from RefSeq and is a predicted model, not a curated record. NCBI's taxonomy places the organism in Eukaryota, Metazoa, Arthropoda, Insecta, Diptera, Tephritidae. Gene Ontology annotation, biological process: positive regulation of proteasomal ubiquitin-dependent protein catabolic process; protein ubiquitination. Gene Ontology annotation, molecular function: ubiquitin-like ligase-substrate adaptor activity; ubiquitin protein ligase binding. The coding region runs from base 111 to 1844 and encodes 577 amino acids. The transcript is spliced from 4 exons.
AUCAAGAGUGAUAUUUCGUGUUGGUGUUUUUGUUUUAUAUAUUAAAUAGCUGUUUUAUCUUAGAAAAGAUAUAUACACAAAAUAUUUGCAGAUGCAAUCUAAUUGAUAUAAUGGAAGAAGAGAUAAGAGACAGUCGAUCUUGUUACAGGAUGACACGUCACUCAUGGUUCACUCAGCGUGCAUUUACCAUCAACAAACAACAUAACAUUUGGGAUCGUGAGUCGGGCUUAAACCGUUAUAAUAAACAGGGUUGUUUACCAGUGCUUACGCACGAACAGGAAUUUUACAGAAGCAUAGUUCCGGGAUUGUCUGUAUCAAAUGCUGGUUAUGGCCUCGGAUUUAUACGUAAAUUUACACCUGAUGGUAAAAUGUUAAUAAGUUUCUCGUUACAAAAGGAUGCUCUUUGGGUAUUCAAAUAUAAAGGAGUUGGAUCUGUUCAGAAUUCUCUACGUUCUUGCUAUGAAGAAGUUGUGGACUGUGAUUUGGAUAUUGAUCCAGACCUAGCUCAAGAUCUAUUUAAUUUUCAUUUGGCAAUACCAAUUAUCACCGAACAAUAUUCACGCUGGACAUUAAAUCGUGAAUUUAGUAUAUUCCUUGAAAAUGGGCGUUAUGUUUUGUUGGCGGCCAGGUGUUAUAUAAAUUAUAUAAGUGUGCCCCGAGAAUAUUAUUUAAAAUAUCCCGACAUACACGAUGAUACGGAAAUUUUCGACUAUACCUUUUUUCUGGUGGAUUUAAAAGAAGGCAUUGUCAGCGAUACAUAUAAAAUACGUGAUUAUGUUUCGCUAAAUAACAAUUAUGGAGUCUCAGCUGUCGGGAAUCUUAUUGCCAUUACGUCAUAUUGCCGUCAAUGCAUUGAUAUUCUGGAAGUGCAUAAUGGAAAGCUUGUUAGCCUAUGCCAGUUAAAUAAAGAACAAGAGACAAUGCGGAGAGAACAACUUAACCAUGAAUUGCACACCAACGGUGUACCUGAGCCGCCAAUGAAAGGAAUAUUAUCACCGUUAAAACAGCAAUGCAUAUCACAUCUAUACAAAGAAGCAAACGCAUGUAACUGUUGCGAAAGGAAAGAAAGGUUGUUGAAAUUUUACAAAGACUUUCCUUUGUAUGAAGAAGUAAAACUAGCAAAAUCUCAGUUCAUCAAUAAAGAAACCCUUCUUAUGCGCUUCGAAAUGCCGAGAAACACUUCAACAGAUACAGGCAGUGAACAGCCAUCUAGAGAUACAAUGUAUUUCAAAUUAUAUGUGUUUUACUCAUUAUCUGAACUCAAGGUAUUGCGAAUUUUUCAACAUGACUCAAAGGAGUUACUUCAUUUGCAAAGAGAUUUUUAUGAAAGUUUAAGAAAUGUGCGUUCAUGGCACACGGGAAGACCGGCGUCGUCACCAAGCAAUAGUAUUUAUUAUCGUUUCAAGCAUGAUACCUGUAUUAAACACUGUGCCAACGAUCCGGCAACGGAAUACAAUAUAAAAUUGCCUUUGUGUGUGGAUUGUACAAGCUGUUCGCCAUAUUUAAAUUUCGACGUUUUUCUGUAUGAUGAUCGGCUUAUAUCACCGACGGAAACACCUAAGUAUAUGAGUAAUCGUCCUAUUACUUUUAUGGAUCGAUUAACUUCUGCCGUAAAUUAUCGUAUACAUCUGGACACGAGUCAAUUAAGUAAUUCUAAACGUAAUCAUCUCGUAUCAUUCGUAUUUCAUCCAUAUGAGCCAUUCUUUAUAAGUGUACAACAAGUUUUCGGCUCAAUUGAUCGUUCUAUUCUUGUUAAUUUUCACAUGUAUUGCACGACCACUAAAGUUAGUCAAAAAAAAGAUUUUAAAUCUGCAACUAAUGAUAAACGACAAAGACUUCUCUAAUAACAGUAUUUGUAGUUUAAUCAUAUUUGUUGUAUGUUGAUAUUAGUGAUUUAUAACAAUUUAAUGUGGGUGAGAUAUGAAUUCGGAAAUUAAGGCAUUAUCAAUGUUUCAUUGUUACUCAUACAGAAAUUUAAAAUAUUUGCUUUAGUAACAUUCGCAUCAUUAAAUGAUGUGAUUCGUGCCUUAAUAUAAUGUUAGCAAGAAAAGGUAUAACCACAAAAUGUAACUGAUAAAUUAUGUAGGAAACUUAAGAUAUUUCAUUAUAGUUGUAGAUAGUAAGUUGUUAAAUUAUAUAAAUAUUUAUACAUAUUUUUCAAUUUUAAAGAAAUU